Penicillium antarcticum is the source of this 915-nucleotide messenger RNA. RefSeq lists its product as uncharacterized. The coding region runs from base 1 to 915 and encodes 304 amino acids. Gene Ontology annotation, molecular function: RNA-DNA hybrid ribonuclease activity; nucleic acid binding. The transcript is spliced from 2 exons. The record is from RefSeq and is a predicted model, not a curated record. NCBI's taxonomy places the organism in Eukaryota, Fungi, Ascomycota, Eurotiomycetes, Eurotiales, Aspergillaceae.
AUGGCUCCGAACAAUCCUCCUCGUCAUCGGGGACAGAGAAAGAAGGUUACGAAGAAAAGCCAAGCAGCUCAGCCAGCCCAGGCCCCUCAGAUCAAUCAGGCUCUCGAGGCCACCCGGGCCACUCAAUCUACCCCGGAUCCUCAGGCCAACCAGGCUACAAAUACUUCGAUGACUGCCCAGGGCGAUGAUUGCUGGCACAGCUCCUCCGUGCACACCCACUAUGCUACCACCCAGCCCAACAUGCAGCCCACUGGUGAUGAAAACAAAGACAAGGUGAAGCCGACAGCCCGCCGCUUCUUUGCAGAGAAGGAGUACCCACCCCGAUUCAGCCUGAAAGACAUCGAAGUAGAGAUCGGCGCCUGGAUGUGCGUUGCCUGCCCAGCAUCGACCACCACAUGUCCAACCUGCAAGCAGUAUGCUGGCCACGAGGACUUCAUCCUCCUUGCAAUCCAUGGAGCCUGCAUUUCCGAGAACAAUAUCACACAAUCCUCCUUUGGAUUGUACUACGGCAUCAGUAACAUCGAGAAUGUCUCGCAUGUCAUCACCGGCCAGGCUCAUACAAAGCAGAUCGCUGUGUUGACCGCUUGUCUGCGGGCCCUGCGGAACGCCACUUGCAUUAUGGACGAGCGAAUGAAGAUGGCUCGCAAGGGAAAUGACCUGGUGCCUCUGCGUACCUUUAUCAUCAAGACCGAUUCUGAGUAUCUGGUUCGUGGCAUCACCGAGUGGCUGCCCAAGUGGAAAGACGCUGGAUGGAAGACUUGUAAGGGUGUUACUGUUGCCAAUGCUGAUUUGUUCAAGCUGGUGGAGGCCGGUAUCACUGUAUUGGAGAGAGUUGUUGAGGUCAAGUUCUGGCUUGUGCCUAAGGAGAAUAACAAAGAGGCUGAGUGUCUGGCCAAUUGGGCUAUCAUGCGCUGA